AUGACGCCUUCCGGUGCACGUUCAUCUUCCAUCCCUCGCCAUUAUCAUCGUCUGGCCCGGCUGGAGCGCUUCACCGUCACAGAUGCAGUCCAUGUCAAGCUCAAGCUGCAGGCCUUAGACGCGGCCCUGUCUAAUCUCAAUCUUGAUCGAAAUGGCCAAGUUGACAUGAAGAGCGCUAUCAAUGCGUGCCAGUCGCGUCCCUUCCAUGAAGCCGUUUACGUGGACGGCUCGGAAGAGUUCUAUCUGCUUGUAAAGAGCUUGUCACGGCCAGACCUCAUCCCCAAUGUCUAUGUCAAUGCAUACAGCUCUGUGCUUCAUGGCAGGCCAUAUCUGAACGAGUACAAAGUCUCGGACUUUAGAAAGGGCGUGGAUCCAACCUUUUCCGAAAUACGCCCUUUGCUUGCCCAGAUAGAUGCCUUAUGCGAGACACAUCUAGACAGCGCCUUCAAUGAGCUCGAGACAAGAGGCAAGUACCUGAAUCGUCCAAGCGACCUCCGCCUCCUGACAUAUUCUCACUUGUUACCACGCGAGGCUCACCUUGCGCUGAUAUACCAGCCACAUCGUGAACACAAAACACCGCGCAUUCGUCUGGAUGUGUUGCGCACGAACAAGCAGAUACACGACGAAGUGGUCGAGUAUUUCUACGAGAAACGCACCCUCUUCCUCGUAGCAGCGCGAGACAAAGCAAGCCAGACUCUCAGCAACAAUUACCUCUCUCGCUUCUAUGACAUGGUCGCUAUGAUGAACCCGAGGACGCGUCAACUUUUUGGAAAGCUUGAAAUACAAGUGUCCUACCUGUCAGGACAAACAACCACCAUGAAACGUUACCCGUCUAUAUCCUUUGUAGCCGACCCAAUGCGAGAUCUCUUUGCACUCCUUCCUAAAGUGCAGACCCUCGUCAUUGCCUUUGGACCAACGCCUUUCAUUGCUGGUGAGAAUUGGGGCAUCAUCCGAGAGAAACUCGAGACUGUCUACUGGUUGAUCGACUGCGUUCCUGUAUCCAUCGAUGUGCGCUGGGAUCUCAGCCGAGCUUUUACGAGUCGUUUCAAGGUCGACGAGGGGCCGCUUAGACGCAUUGUUGCAAAGAGAGGGACAGUCCAUAUGGGCGAGAGUGUAAGCUCCAAGCUUGCAUCUCAACGUAGAAGUCUUCUACAUGAACGGCCUUGA
Plenodomus lingam JN3 is the source of this 1167-nucleotide messenger RNA. NCBI's taxonomy places the organism in Eukaryota, Fungi, Ascomycota, Dothideomycetes, Pleosporales, Leptosphaeriaceae. The record is from RefSeq and is a predicted model, not a curated record.